GAAGAGGAGCCUGCAGCGGUCAGCACCGCCGCCUUGAACGCCGCGCACACUGUGGUCAUGCACUGCAAGUUCCUCACAUCUCUUCUGGAGCCGCCCUGGGCCGUGGUGUGGCGAGGCCUGGAUCGAUUAGUAUCUGCCCGCGAUGUGCGUGUCUCCGUCAGCCCCGACCGCCAGAGCUCCAGGACUCACUUCUCCAAAGCGACUCGGGAGCUACUGGCGCGCCUUAGCGAAGAGGUGACGUUCCCGAUGAGUCUGCAUCCUCCGCAUAUCUCGUGGUCGCAGACGGCCGCAGAGGAGUACUGGUUCCUUUCGGACCGCAUCCGGAUGCAGGGCAUCCCGCACUGCAACGAUGCUUUUAUGGACUUGAUGGAAACAUUUGACUUUCACCGGAUUAUGCGGCAAAGCAGCUGGCCUACUCGCUUCGUGGACAUAGGCGCUCAUCUGGGAGACUGUUCGCUUUGGGCGGCUGCUCGCUGGGGACGAGGUGGUGGUGGCCUUCAAGGUUUGGCAGUUGAACAUCGCGAGGCGAAUGCGGCUGCCAUCCGACGGGCUGCAAAGAUGGCCGGGCUUACUCAAGGGGUACUGAGGGUGCUCACUGCAGAGGCAGUGUCCCAGGCACCCUGCCUGCCGAGUUUGGAGGAUCCACGACCUGCACUUGCAGGACUUUUACGCGCUCAUUGA
Messenger RNA from Symbiodinium pilosum, 681 nucleotides. Lineage: Eukaryota; Dinophyceae; Suessiales; Symbiodiniaceae. The record is from the annotation of a GenBank genome assembly.